Molecule: messenger RNA, 3292 nt
Organism: Sceloporus undulatus (fence lizard)
Lineage: Eukaryota; Metazoa; Chordata; Lepidosauria; Squamata; Phrynosomatidae
Gene: AP1G2
Product: adaptor related protein complex 1 subunit gamma 2
Exons: 22
Coding region: 133-2511 (792 amino acids)
Biological process (GO): intracellular protein transport; Golgi to vacuole transport; receptor-mediated endocytosis
Cellular component (GO): Golgi apparatus; AP-1 adaptor complex; membrane coat
Molecular function (GO): clathrin-cargo adaptor activity
Source: RefSeq, a predicted model, not a curated record
GCCGGAAAUGCAAGAGGUUGACUGAGCAGAAGAGGGGGGCUGCCACUGUCUCCACCUCAGUUUAAUAAUAAUAAUAAAGACAUCUGGGAAGGUGUGACAAAAGAAAGAGUACGAAGUGGACUUCUGGACAGCAUGCCGGAAGCACCACUCACCUUACCGGUCCUGAUCCGGACAAUACGGAGCGCACGGACCCAAGCGGAGGAGCGGGAUCUGGUCCAUCGAGAAAGCGCCAAGAUCCGGGGAGCCUUUCGAGGGGAUGAAUCUGACACCCGGGCCACCAAUUUAGCCAAGUUGCUCUAUAUCCACAUGCUGGGCUAUCCUGCCCAUUUUGGACAGAUGGAGUGCCUCAAGCUCAUUGCCUCCCACCGCUUCCACGAAAAACGAAUCGGCUACCUUGGCGCCGCCCUCCUAUUGGACGAGAAGCAAGACACUCACCUGCUCCUGACCAAUAGCAUCAAGAACGACCUUCUCCACUCCAGCGCCUGGGUUCAAGGCUUGGCUCUCAGCACCCUUGGCUCCCUGGGCUCAGCAGCCAUGCUCCGGGACUUGGCUGGGGAAGUGGAACAGCUGGCCAAAAUGGGGCAACUCUCCGUGCGGAGGAAGGCCGUGGUUUGUGCUGUACACAUUAUCCGGAAGGUCCCCGAUCUCACAGAUGUGUUCAUCUCACUUGGCGAGCAGCUCUUGACCGAACAGACAUAUGGCAUUUUGCAUGGGACCAUCAUGUUAGUUGCAGAGAUGUGUGAACAAAGCCCACAAGCCCUUGAACACUUCUGCAAGCAUGUGCCGCAGGUGGUGGGGGUCCUGCGUAACCUGGUGGUGGCUGGAUACUCUCCAGAUCACAGUAUUUCAGGAAUCAGCAAUCCUUUUCUACAGGUACAGAUCCUGAGACUACUAAGGAUCCUGGGGCAAGACAACGAAGACACCAGCGAGGCCAUGAAUGAUACCUUGGCUCAGGUGGCCACCAACACAGAGACAACACGAAAUGUGGGCAAUGCCAUCUUGUAUGAGACAGUUCUUACAAUCAUGGGUGUGCAGUCAACCAGUGGACUGCGGGUUCUUGCUGUAAAUAUCCUUGGGCGGUUUCUCCUCAACAAGGAUCGAAAUAUCAGAUACGUGGCUCUAACAUCUCUUCAGAAAUUGCUGCAAGCUGAGAACAGUGCUGUCCAGAGGCACCGAGACACAGUCCUGGCAUGCCUGACCGAUCCUGACCCAACUGUGAAGAGGCGAGCCCUGCAACUUAGCCUGGCCUUGGUGAACAACAGCAAUGUGAGGACCAGUGUGAAAGAACUUCUAUCCUUCCUCAACACCUGUGCCCCAGACCUGAAAUCAGACUGCGCUUCUGGAAUAUUCUUGGCUGCUGAGAAGUUUGCACCCAACAAGCGUUGGCACAUAGACACCAUUCUCCAGGUUCUGACCAUGGCUGGCUCCUAUGUGCGUGACGACUCAGUGCCCAACCUCAUCUGUCUAAUUGGAGGUGCCAAGGAACUUCACAGUUACGCUGUGCAGCAGUUAUACAGCGCACUGGCCCAGGAUAUCUCUCAGCAACCCUUAGUCCAAGUGGCCAUCUGGUGCAUCGGUGAAUAUGGCAACUUCCUUCUGGAAGGCAGCUGUGAAGAGGUGGAGCCCAAGCAAGUUAAUCCGGAGGAGAUGCUGUCCCUUUUGGAACAGGUGCUCCAGUCACACCUGUCCCUGCCGGCCACCAGAGCCUAUGCCCUCACUGCCCUCAUGAAGCUUGGGACCCAUCUCCAAGGCAAUGAUGUCAACCGGAUCCGGAGUUUGGUUUCCAUUUAUUGUAGCUGCCAUGACAUUGAACUACAGCAGCGAGCGGUGGAAUAUAAUGCUCUCUUCCGAAAGUAUGACCACCUCAGAGCAUCUGUACUAGAGAAGAUGCCCAUAGCAGACAAAUCUGGCUACAAUGAGGGAGAAAGUGAAAAAGGACAGAAUGGAAGUGGGGAUGUUACGCCUGGCAUCCUGGAGGUGGCACCAUCCACCAGUGCCAGCCAGCAAGACAAAUCUGACCAGGUCUCAGAUCUACUGGAUCUCCUUGGAGGACCUGUAGAUGCCUCUCUAGACCAAACUAGUAUAAUCGCACCAUCAGCAAGCUCCUUCCUUGACUUCCUUGGGGAUCUAAACCCCACAGCUCCCGCACUCCCCCGUAUGACGGUGUAUGAACAAGACGGACUACUGAUUGAAUUUUUGAUGGAGCGUCCCGUGGUGGAACCCACCUUGUUGCUGAUCACGGCCACGGUAUCCAACCAAACACCGGACGACAUCUCCAGCUUCACUCUCCAAGUUGCUGUCCCCAAGUCCUUCCAGGUGGAGCUCUUGCCCCCCAGCGGUUCUACAGUCCCUGGCCAGGGCAGACCCCCUCUCACGCAGGUCAUUCGAGUGUUGAACCCAAAGAAGCUACCACUCCGGAUGAGGCUACGGCUUGCCUACACCCUUCCCUCUGGGGCUGUGGUACAACAGAUUGAGGAGAUCAACUCAUUCCCAGAAACUGCUUGGAAAUGAACAGCAGCUAACCCAUGGUACUGUGCUCUCUGCCUCUAAGAUAGGCUCCCCCACAAGAGGCUCUCCAAAUUCAAGAGAAAAAAAAAAGUAUUGCAGUUAUAUUCACACACACCCUCCAUUCAGAGGGCAUCAUUGCUGCUCCACCUGGGUGCCCCUAUUAAUAUACACACACUUUCAAAUUAGGGAAGGCUAGGUGUCCCAGUGGGUGGGUUAUGGAAAAGGGGGCCUGGAUCUCUGAGUUAGUAAAGUUCUGGGAGAGACAGGGAUGCAAAAGUCCUUCAACAGACAGAUAACAGUAAAGUCAGGCAUGACAGCCAAGGCAGGACGAGACAAUGGGGUGGGGGGGGAAGGGAAGAGAGAAGUAGGAAAUCCCCAUCUCCGCCAACUCUCUUUUUUCUCUCCCUCUUCACUCCCAGCUGCUGGGAAAUCAAUUCAAUUGAUCAGCUAGACAGGGAAAUCCACAACAACUGAGCGAGACUAAAUGGAAAUCAAUGAAGAUAAAGAGUAGGGGGGAGGGAAGGAGAACCCGCCAAUAAAAGCCAUCACAACAUUACCAGUCCCUCUUCAUUGGUGGAUUCGGUUUCAGUGCCCUGAGAAUCUCAUGCCAAUGCAGAGAUGCCCAAGCCUCAGUUCCUGCUGCAUAAAACAGGGCUGCCAGUGUCCUUGCUUGCACUCCCUCUCCAGUAAAAGUGUUAAGACUCACUAAAUGGAGCCAGAGAGAGGGUCUUGUUUUUCUCUCUGGACAGGACCACAGAAGGCCUGGAGAUAAUGGGCCUGAACA